Messenger RNA from Podarcis muralis (Common wall lizard), 4850 nucleotides. RefSeq names its product HESX homeobox 1 (gene HESX1). NCBI's taxonomy places the organism in Eukaryota, Metazoa, Chordata, Lepidosauria, Squamata, Lacertidae. Gene Ontology annotation, cellular component: nucleus. The record is from RefSeq and is a predicted model, not a curated record. Gene Ontology annotation, biological process: forebrain development; regulation of transcription by RNA polymerase II; pituitary gland development. Gene Ontology annotation, molecular function: DNA-binding transcription repressor activity, RNA polymerase II-specific; RNA polymerase II cis-regulatory region sequence-specific DNA binding.
GGCUGGGGAGAAGCAAACAAAUUUCUACCUUUUCAAACUACUUAGUUCAACAAUUCCUGUUAACUAAUCCAUGCUCUUGGAAGACAAUUACACUGAGCUCUGACAACAUUGCCAACCCAUUGCAGUGUGCCUUAUGCCAAACACCAUUGUUAUAUUAUUGACCAUGUUCACUAUUACAUAUGCAUAUGAAAAAACAGAAGCUUUUUCAUCAGGAUUACCCUAAUAGCAUUAAGAGAUUAUUUUUAAAAUUUCAUUGGAAGAAAAUUCACUUAAAUGAGAUUACUUAUUACUUGACUGGUUUCCUAUCAUGCUGUUAUGUUUAGGUAAGUGGAGUCCAUUAGAAUGUUAUUUUUUUUAAGAAACCUGAUUUUAUACAUUAAUGAUUUCAAAUAAAAGAGAAGUGCUAUAUUUGUGCGCUGGUUCUUUUGAGAAAGUUAAGUCUGAUGCUCUGGUUAGACGAGAUAACACUUUUUGUCCCUCUUGGUGCCCCCCCUGGUGUCACCAUUAGUUGCUAAUUACUUGCAAACAAAUAAACAAUUAACUCCUCGUGCCUCUUGGUGGGAGAAUCUUCAUUGACAUGCUAAAACUUUCUAAUAAAAGAUUUUAAUUAAUGACGUGGCGAAUCCAACCCCCUUGUCAACAAAGCUAUAAGGAGGAACUGGGAAAGAAAACCUGAACUAUGGUGCAUUUGGUAUCUAGGCUGACAGUACAAGAAUGGCAAGCAGAUCACUCUGUCCUCUUAAUGAAACUUCUCACAAUCAUCAGGACAAUUCCAAUCUUGGAGAAAGCAAAAAAGCAUCUUCAUUUUCCAUUGAAAGCAUUUUGGGGUUAGAGCGGAAAAAAGAUGGCACAACUGCUGCAAAGCCACACAGGCCAUGGAUGGAUAAAUGCAGUGAUUUAGGAGAGGAUUGCAACCCUUGUCUACGGUUUCCUGCCAUUUCCUAUGCAAUCCCAUUGUUUAAUGCGAUCAGCUACCCAGAGGCAGAAGAAAGGGUUCGGAAAUGUGAAAACUAUUUUGCAGUCAAUGAAAAGCUUUCUUACAAAAGGGAAUUGAGUUGGUACAGAGGUAGGAGGCCAAGAACUGCAUUCACUCGAAGCCAGAUUGAAGUAUUGGAAAAUGUUUUCAGAGUGAACUCUUAUCCUGGGAUUGAUGUUAGAGAAGAACUAGCUCAAAAAUUAGAUUUAGAUGAAGACAGGAUCCAGAUCUGGUUCCAGAAUCGCCGGGCAAAGCUGAAGAGAUCCCACAGAGAAUCUCAGUUUCUAAUGGUGAAAAACAAUUUAUCUCAAAACAUGAUAAAAUAAUAGAAUCACCCACCCAAUACACUAGUGUAUUGCUGAAGCGUGAUGUGAAGCGUUCAUAAACUGCAAACUCUUAUCGAGGAAUUAUAACGUUACCAGUUUGCUUGGAUGUUAGUCAACUAGUUCUGCAAGAGAAGAAUGAUUUUGCGAAGGAAAAUAAAUAGUGAUCAAAGAUGGGGAACUUGCGGCUCUCCAGAUGUUAUGGGACCCCAACUCCCAUCAGCCUCAGCUAGCGUGGCUAGUGAUCAGGCAUGAUGGGUCUUAGAGCCCAACAACAUCUGGAGGGCCACAGGUUCUCUAUCCCUGCUGUAAAUACUAUUGUAGCAUUAUUCCUAUUACUAAAGGGAGGGGGACAUUUUCUCUAACGGCUUAAUAGCUUAUUUUCAGGGAAAGGGGGGGGAGCUAUUUUUGCAGAUAACUAACCAAAGGAGGUAGUGAUGCAUCAUUGUAAAUUGUGAGGACUAAACAUACAACGGGGUGGAGAAGCUGUGACUUUCCAGAUAUUGUUGGACUCCAACUCCCAUCAUCCCCAGCCAGCAUGACCGAUGGUCAGGCAUAAUGGGACAUUGAGGCCAACAUCUGGAGGGCUACAAACAUCAAGAAGGCUUUGCAUACAAUUCUGUAGCUCAGUUUUCCCUACAGCUGUGUCUCUGGCCCUCAGGAAGCUGUGUAUGUAUGGGGCCUGCACUAUAAAAUCCAAAGGAUCCACAUGAGAAGCUAAUUACAGACAGCUGCAGGGAAUCCUGUUCUGGCAGAAGCAUUUCUCUCUGUAAGAUUUGAAUCUUUUCUGCUAUGUUUCCUACUAUGAUCCAGAGAUGUGCAAAUGUUUAUUGGGCGAUGGUGGCUAUUGACUUAAAAAAGGCUUUUUGCCGGGAUCUUAUGCAGCGGCAUCCCACUUUGUGUCUAUGUGUCUCUGCUUUGUGGGAACUUCAUGAAAAGAAGAAAAUGACAUUCACAUAUGAAACCAACAUAUAUCAUAUUAUGGGAAUCUUUGCAAGAUCAAUCCCUGGGGAGGGAGAGUGAGCAUUUUGUACCUUCCCACUUUCCUCAGGAAACAGGUUGCUCCUGCGAUGAUCCCUUUGUUGGUUUUUUGGAACCAUUUCAGCUCAGUGUGUAUAUACGCCAAGAUUUGCCAGUCUGCAAUAACUACAACCCAGCUGACCUUUCAGAGGGUGCAAAGGCAGUACACGUCCCGUCAUUCUCAGAAUGAACACAACUUGGGCUAUAUCAUAAAUACCUGCUUCCCUCCCCACAUCUUUUAGAAACCAUGUUGUUUGUAUUUUAUACUGUAGCAGAUGCAUUGCCUGUUAGUUUCCAGAGGAGUUUAAAGUGCUGAUAUUGACCUUUAAACAGUUCAGGACAAAGUUAUUUGAAGGACUCUGUCCACCUGUACCCAAAGGAAGUUGCCUGGCCCUUAAGAUUAGAAUGUAAGAUUAAAGAAUAUUAAAGAACAUGAAAAGAAAGAAAUAACAGAUAAGAUAGGAAUAGAAGCCCACAAAAAAGUAAAGUAUUUAGGUAUAUGGUUAACAGCAAAAAAUAUUAACAUAUAUAAGGAUAAUUAUGUAAAAGUUUGGCUAGAAGUUAAAAGAAAUCUUGAAAUAUGGAACAGGACGAAUCUAUCCCUUUUAGGAAGGAUCGCAGCAAUAAAAAUGAUGUGCUUCCAAGAAUGUUAUUUCUUUUUCAGACAAUACCAAUAAUAGCAGGCACUGCAUGCUUCAAAGAAUGGCAAAAGGAAAUUUCAAGAUUUCUCUGGAAUGGGGAAAAUCCGAGGAUAAAAAAUAAGAUGCUUACAGAUGUGAAAGAGAGAGGUGGUUUCUCACUUCCAGACUUAAAAUUGUAUUACGAAGCUGCAACCCUAAUAUGGAUCUGAGAUUGGAUUAAACUUGACAGAGAAGAGAUAACAGACUUGGAAGAACAUGACAAUAGGUUUGGAUGGCAUAUCUGUCUAUGGUAUGGAAAAACAAAAAUCCAUAAAAGAUUCCACAGUCAUAAUAAGAAAAGCAUUGUUCAAAGUAUGGGACAAAUAUAAUGAACUAUUAGAACCCAAAACACCUUGGUGGUCACUAAAAACAUUGGGGGGAAAGGGAGUCUGGCCGACAUAUAGAGAAUUGUUAGUAGAACAGGAAGGGAAACUAGAAUUGAAAGAAUAUGAGGAAAUAAAGGAACAUCUUCAAAGCUGGUUGCAUCAUAGGCAGCUAAAAUAUAUUUUUCAAGAGGACAGUAAGAAAGGCUUUUUAUACAGGGUUUCUAAAUUCCAAAAGGAAGUAAUAGAAGAGAACUCAAAAUUAUAAAAGAAAAUGCAUAACAUCCUUUUGGAAUGGGAAACGAAAGAUGAGGAAGUGAAAUCAGUAAUGAUCAAAUGGGUGCAAGACAUAGGCCACAAUAUACAAUUUGAAGAUUGGAUAAAACUUUGGAAAGUAAAUCUGAAAUUUACAGACUGUAUAUUGUUAAAGGAAAAUUACAUGAAGAUGAUGUAUAGAUGGUAUAUCUCACUGGUGAAAUUGGCCAAAAUAUAUAAAUAUGAACAGAGGGAAUGUUGGAGGCGCAAAGAGGUUGAAGGGACUUUUUAUCAUAUGUGGUGGGAUUGUAAAAGUGUUAAGGUAUAUUGGGAAAUGAUCUACAACGAAUUUAAAAAAAUGUUUAAAAUAACAUUUGUUGAACAACUAGAAGCCUUCCUGUUGAGUAUAUUCGGACAAGACCUGCCAAAAGAUAAAAGGACAUUAUUUAUAUAUGCGACGGCAGCAAGAAUACUACUAGCACAGAACUGGAAGACUGGAGAAAUUCCAACAAAAGAGCAAUGGCAAGAAAAACUGAUGAACUAUGCUGAAUUGGUUAAGCUGACACACAGACUUUGGGGAAAGGACAAUAGCGGUUUAGAAAAAGUGGGAACCUUUUAUAUUAUAUUUGCAGAUACAAAGAAAGAAUAUAGAUCUUAUAGGAUUUAGAUAAUGUAAUAAAAGGAAAAAUAUGAUAUUUGUAGAAAAUAGCAGAAUAUACUAAUGAGGUUAAUAAAUCAGAAAUAGAAGUUGAGGGAAGUCCAAAAGGUGGGAGGGAGAGAUGUUUAUGUAAGCUGUGUGUUAUAAGUAUAUUUGUAACUAAAGAAAAGGAAAUUAAUAAUUAAAAAAAAAAAAGAUUAGGAAAGCUUUGUUCACAUGGCCACUGUCAAUAAGAUCUCUUAGACUGGCAAACACUAGGGGCAUGGGCUUUUCAGUGGUAGCUCCAUAUUUGUGGAAUUCACUCCUGAGGGAAUUGAUGUCUGGCCCUGUUUGUGUUAGCUUUAAAACCUUCUUUAUUUCAAUUUGCUUUUAAUAAGGUGAGGGUCUGAGUACCUAACAGUUAAAUUGUUGUUGUGUUGUUGUUUAAAAAUCUGUUUUAUCUGGAUUGCUGUACUGGGUUAUAUUGUAUUCUAGAACUGCUGUUUUUAGUUUUUGAAAUUGUAAUGAGAUGUUUUAGUUGUAUUUUAUGGUUUAAAAUGUUUAAGUGGAACACCUUGGGAGGCCUUUACCCUGAAGGUGACGUAUAACUUUGGAAAAUAAAUAAAUAAUGCCCAA